Nomia melanderi (Alkali bee) is the source of this 2291-nucleotide messenger RNA. RefSeq names its product Nop56 ribonucleoprotein (gene Nop56). NCBI's taxonomy places the organism in Eukaryota, Metazoa, Arthropoda, Insecta, Hymenoptera, Halictidae. The record is from RefSeq and is a predicted model, not a curated record. Gene Ontology annotation, cellular component: small-subunit processome; box C/D methylation guide snoRNP complex. Gene Ontology annotation, molecular function: snoRNA binding.
AUUAGCAUGAAUGUCAUACAACCGCACUGUACUAUCCCAUGAAGAAACAAGAAGAAAUUGCGUUGAAUUUGGUCCAAAUUCAACCGCUGAAACUGCAUCGGUCGGAGGAGAUUUUAUUUUAAAUUCUGUCCGAGACUCCAUUCUUAAAAAGAAGAAAAUGAAAUCAAAUUGAUAACGAUCAUGCAUACUAAAUAAUACAUAUAAACAUAACCUGUUAACAGUAAAACAGUCACAUACUUUGCGAGAGAAUGUCGUCACUCUUAACGAUGAAGCCAGAAUAUAUUUAUUCAAAGCAGUGGUACAAAAUUAUGUGAAGUUUAGAUAUCACUAUAUUGGAUAUAAAUUGAUUUAAUUGAAACUUAAGUAUCCAAAACAAGAUAGAGACAUUCACUCCUACAUAAAACGUACGCGGCAUCUAAAUAUCAGGGUAUAUUCAAAUUGGAGGAAACAUUAAAGACUCCAUCUUUCUUCACGCCUGUACUAUAUCCGGAACACAUGGUCAUUUUCUAACCACGGUAGUGCGUUUUCGCAGUUGUAUAUUAAUUGUUUGAAAAUUGAAUGGAAUAUAAAAUAAACGAAGCAUGUCGAAAUUAUUCGUUUUAUUCGAACAUGCUGCUGGCUAUGCUGUCUUCUUGGUUAAAGAGUUUGAGGAGGUAGGGAUGUUACUUCCACAGGUCGAAGCAUCUGUUACAGAUCUAUCACGCUUUAAGUCAGUUGUGAAACUUAUUGGGUUCUCACCUUUUAAAACUGCUUUGGCAGCUCUAGAAAAUAUAAAUAGCAUUUCUGAAGGAAUUGUUCCAGAAGAUUUAUUGUUAUUCUUGGAUUCAUGUAUACCGAAAUCUGGAAAAAGGGAUAAAGUUAUCCUUGGAGUCUUAGAUCCAAAACUCGGAGCCAGUAUUGCUGAAGCUCUAAGUAUAAAAUGUGAUCAUACUGGUGUUGUUCCAGAAAUCGUUAGAGGAAUUAGAUUUCACUUCCAUCAUUUGGUAAAAGGUUUUACUGCUAAAAGUUCUGGUAUUGCACAACUCGGUCUUGGGCACAGUUAUUCUAGAGCUAAAGUUAAGUUUAACGUGCAUCGUGUGGAUAAUAUGAUCAUACAAAGUAUAGCUUUGUUAGAUCAAUUGGAUAAAGAUAUAAACACAUUCAGUAUGCGUAUAAGAGAAUGGUAUAGUUACCAUUUUCCAGAACUUGUGAAAAUAGUUCCUGAAAAUUAUUUGUACGCCAAAGUUACACAGUUAAUAAAAAAUAGGAAAGAAUUAACAGAAGAAAAAUUACAAGCUCUGGAAGAAGUUGUUAUGGAUAGCUCUAAAGCUCAAGCAAUCAUUGAUGCUUCCAAGUCGUCUAUGGGAAUGGACAUUAGUCCUGUUGAUCUUCUUAACAUUGAAAUGUUUGCAGGACGUGUAAUUGCUUUAGCUGAUUAUAGAAAGCAAUUAUCAGAAUAUUUAAGAUCUAAAAUGGCUGGGGUUGCACCAAAUUUGGCUACAUUAAUAGGUGACCAAGUAGGUGCCAGAUUAAUAGCACAUGCUGGAUCUCUUACAAAUUUGGCAAAAUAUCCUGCCUCUACUGUACAAAUACUCGGUGCAGAAAAAGCUUUAUUCAGAGCAUUAAAAACAAGAGGUAACACUCCGAAGUAUGGAUUGCUAUUUCAUUCCACUUUCAUUGGUCGUGCAGGUACAAAAAAUAAAGGCAGAAUUUCAAGAUAUCUUGCGAACAAAUGUUCCAUAGCAUCAAGGAUUGAUUGUUUUACUGAUACACCGACUAACAUAUUCGGUGAAAAGCUAAGGCAACAAGUAGAAGAUAGGUUGAAAUUCUAUGAAACUGGUGAAAUACCUAAGAAGAACAUAGAUGUGAUGAAAGAAGCAUUGGAAGAAGCUGCACAAGUAUUAGCAAGCAUGGAAACAGAAACACCCAAAAAGAAAAAGAAAAAAGAUAAGAAAAGAAAAAGUGAAGUCCUAGAAAAUGGUACUCAAAACGGAACAGAAAAUGGAGCUGAAAAUGGAUUCAUUGAAAAUGGUGCACCAGAUGAAACUGAAGAACCAAUAAAGAAAAAGAAGAAGAAGAAAAAGACGAAAAAUUUAAGUGAAGCUGAAUAAAAAGUUAUACUUUCGGGUGUCUAUACGAUUAUACUGAUAUAUUGAUUGUAAUAACUUUAUAUACUUGUGUAACUUCUAUAUAAGUUGAAAUAUUGAGUAUACUAUUUCCCAUAUAAUUUUUACUGUAAUUGUAAUUUUGACAGAAUUAUUGUAUAGUUUCUUAAUAAUUGAUAGUACUUGAAAACAUUUAAUAAAAAAAAA